Messenger RNA from Penicillium odoratum, 258 nucleotides. RefSeq lists its product as uncharacterized. Bases 1 to 258 code for a protein of 85 amino acids. The record is from RefSeq and is a predicted model, not a curated record. The transcript is spliced from 2 exons. NCBI's taxonomy places the organism in Eukaryota, Fungi, Ascomycota, Eurotiomycetes, Eurotiales, Aspergillaceae.
AUGGACCAGAGUACAUACGAGCCGAAAGCAAUUGUUCACUGUCUCAAAGAACAAGACGAAAUGGGGCAGCGUAUUGUUCUAAUCAAUGCCUUGGUUGACUUCGGUCGAGUCGAAAAGAUGCCAUCCGAAAGGAUUAUAUCAGAAACAGAAUCCCAGUGUACACCAAAUACAAUCAAACCUCAUCAUAUGAAGUAUCAACUUGCUCAGAACAAGAUCCUUCUUUGUCGCCUGAGCCGCGCCACGGUCCGAUCUGUCUAA